AUGUCUGUUCGAUCAACUGGGUACACGGUUACUGAAGAUGUGCUCCUUUGUCAAGUAUUCUUGGAUAUUUCUCAAGACCCUAUUAUCGGUAGAAACCAGUCUCGAGAUGCAUUUUGGUCUCGUGUGGAGGACAAAUACAAUGAACUUCGAGAUCAGCAUUUUGAGUUAGUUCGAGCAAAGAUGUUAUUUAUGCAAGAACCGAAGUACAAAAAAGGUUUCAAAUUUGAUCAUGUCUGGAAUAUGGUUAAAAAUUUCGAAAAAUUCAAAGAUGAUGUCCCCACAGCAAGACAAGUUGGUCGAAGACAAUCCCAAAGUGUGAACUUCGACUCGUCACAAUCAGAUAAUCCCACUCCGGAAUCUCCUAUAUCAACAUCUCCUGGAUUGUCAUCAUUUACUCCAUCUGAACGACCUAUUGGGGUAAAAAAAGCUAAAUUGAAAAGGAAAAAUGAUGAUCAUGAGUCAAGUGUAGUGGACUCCAUCGAGACCUCCAACAAUCGACUUAUAGACAGGUUAGACAAGGCGAGCUUGGACAGGCAAGAAGCAUUUGAUAUCGAACGAGAAAAGAUAGCCAUGAUAAUUUAUUUUGUCCACAUUAUACAAUUGGGGUGA
Messenger RNA from Asparagus officinalis (garden asparagus), 609 nucleotides. RefSeq lists its product as uncharacterized. Bases 1 to 609 code for a protein of 202 amino acids. NCBI's taxonomy places the organism in Eukaryota, Viridiplantae, Streptophyta, Magnoliopsida, Asparagales, Asparagaceae. The transcript is spliced from 2 exons. The record is from RefSeq and is a predicted model, not a curated record.